CCAGUUGCGAAAGCUCCAACCAUGAUUUGUCAAUGGGAGUACAGAAUAAGGAUAACUUUCAACAUUUCCCACCUCCACCUUCACAUCUUGAGAUUAAUUCUGUGGAGCUUCCUCCAAAGCAUUCAGAGCACUCCAAGAUCAGUCAUCCCAGCUCAAGUGCUUUUGAAUUACAGCUUAACUCUGUUGAGAAGAAAACCAAUGGAAUUCAUCCUACCCAUGGAGUCAAUGGAAUCAUUAAUGGCAACACCAAAACUGAUAAAUCCCACCCUGGUGAAUUGCUUUCACCCACAAAAACACCACCACCUGUGCUUGCUAAGCCAAAGUUGGAUCCUUUAAGAAUUCAGCAGUUACAGAACCAAAUCCGGCUGGAAAAAGAAGCAGACCAGUGGUGUCAUCAGAAGCAAGCUAGUUUCCUCCAGAAUCUUCCCUUGUCCCCAACUUUUCUCCCUCCAUCCUCAUUCCAAGAACUUGAGUCCAGCCAUUGUCCUUCUCCUGUGCAAAUGAGUGUUCUGAACUCUCAUUCUUCUCCUGCCAUGCAGACAUCCAGUUCUUUCAACUAUGCUCGUCCUAAACAAUUUAUUGCUGCACAAAAUAUUAGUCCUGCUUCGAGCUACGUAACACAGGCAUCUGGCUCUUCCACAUCUAGUCUUCCAUCCCCAAUAUCUCCAACUGCUUCUCAGAAGCAGUAUGGUAAAACAUCUGCCUCUCCUUUUUCUCAGACAUUUGCUCCUGAGGAAGAGUAUCCAGGGUCUCCUUCCCCACCUCCUCCCCCUCCCCCUGUUUUUAGUCCUACAUCUACUUUUUCAGUGGAAGAUUCCUUUCCACUGCCACCACCUCCACCUCCUCUCCCAGCUUCUGUCCACUCACCUUCCUGCAGUUUUUCUCCAACAUCCAGAUUGUCCAGCUCUAAUCAGUCUCCAGCAGCCUUUCUCAGCUCCAUGCUACCAUCUCGGCCAUCUCCAAUGUCCGUUAAUGCAUUAGGACUUCCCAAAAGUGUUACACCAUCAUGUGUUAAAUUUCCAGCCAGUAUGGCCAAAGGCAACCCUGGAUAUGGCCAGAUUAAGGAAAAGUUAACAUAUGAGGAAAAGAUGGCUCGUCGAUUGCUGGGGGCUGACAAUGCUGCAACAGUCUUCAAUAUUCAAGAACCAGAAGAGGAACUUGCAGAGCAGGAAUACAAAGUCUCCAGUUUUGAGCAGAGACUGAUAAGUGAAAUUGAAUUUAGAUUGGAGAGAACUCCAGUAGAAGAAUCUGAUGAUGAAGUGGAGCAUGGGAAAGAUGUUCUUGAUAGCAGCCUGACACCUUGUUUUGAGACAAAACUUAAACACUACAAAAUAUUCGAAGGAAUGCCGGUCACUUUUAUAUGCAGAGUAUCUGGAAAUCCAAACCCAAAGAUCUAUUGGUUCAAAGACGGAAAGCAAAUUUCUAAAAGGAAUGAGCAUUACUCGAUGCAAAGAGAACCUGAUGGAACCUGCUCUCUCCAUAUCACUGCCUCCACCCUCGAUGAUGAUGGGAAUUACACUGUCAUGGCUGCCAAUCCACAGGGGAGAAUAAGCUGUACAGGACGAUUGAUGGUCCAAGCUGUCAAUCAGAGAGGACGCAGCCCCAGGACACCACCUAACCAGCCUCAUGUCAGAAGACCACGGUCUCGAUCAAGGGAUAGUGGAGAUGAAAAUGAACCAAUCCAGGAACGCUUCUUCCGACCACAUUUCCUGCAGGCCCCAGGAGAUCUGAUAGUUCAAGAAGGAAAACUUUGUAGAAUGGAUUGCAAGGUCAGUGGCUUGCCUACUCCUGACAUCAACUGGCAACUUAAUGGAAGAGUAAUACGUUCUGAUAAUUCCCACAAAAUGCUUGUACGGGAAAAUGGUAUACACUCCUUAAUCAUAGAGCCAGUCACAGCAAGGGAUGCUGGCAUCUAUACAUGUCAUGCCACUAAUCGAGCUGGCCAGAACACUUUCAGCCUGGAACUGAUUGUGGCAGCUAAGGAAGCACACAAGGCACCUGUAUUUAUAGAGAAACUACAGAACACAGGAGUGGCUGAGAGGUUUCCUGUGCGACUGGAAUGCCGGGUUUCAGGUGUGCCUCCACCUCAGAUUUUCUGGAAAAAGGAAAAUGAGUCACUCAUAUACAACACUGACAGAGUGAGCAUGCACCAAGAUAAUCAUGGAUACAUCUGCCUGCUUAUUCAAGGAGCUACAAAAGAAGAUGCUGGUUGGUACACUGCAUCAGCAAAAAAUGAAGCUGGGAUUGUUUCCUGCACAGCAAGACUGGAUGUCUAUACUCAGUGGCAACAACAGUCCCAAACCACUAAGCCAAAGAAGGUGCGUCCUUCAGCCAGUCGGUAUGCAGCACUUUCUGACCAAGGACUAGAUAUCAAAGCUGCAUUUCAGCCAGAAGCAAACCCAGGACAUCUGACAUCUGGAUUGGUAGAAAGUGAUGAUCUUUAAGUAUUAACUACCAGAUAUACCAUUUCCUUUUAAAACACUGAAUGCCAUGGUAUGGAUCAAUGAUAAUCUACGCCACUGUACGCAAGAUAGCCACCUCUAUGCGCAAAAGAAUCCAGCCACAUCUUUCUUGUCCAGUGUAACAAAUUAGGAGUUAGUAGAGAGAAAUGCAGUCUGCAUAUACAAAUCACCUUCACUAAAACCAUUUCUUAUUACAUUGUAGAUAAUACUGUUUUGAAUCAUCCUAUUCACAAGUGUUAAAUUGAGUGAAAUUUUGCAAAAAUAAAUAUGCUGCACACUUAUCGCUAAGUGCCUUUGCAGUUUGUAGGUGCUAUUAAUGCGUAAUGAAUAGAAGUGCACUAAAUAUAUAUAUAUUAGGAGUGCAUUAUAAUAAUAGUUCAGAUGUGCAAUACUGAAUGAGUAAAGCAAGAUACAAAAGGGAAGAGAAAUAAGUGAUGCUUUUGUGUUCAAAAUUGACUUUCUAGUCUCAAAGGAAACAGGAUAUGUAAGUUUUACCUUAAUUGUAUUAGGGCAGGUAAAGUAACCUUAUAUCAGAAGGCUUUGACUUUUGCCUGUGAUGCCUAUAAUAUGAUGCUUAGAUUCAUGUUACUUUUAUAACAGUGAGAUAAGAGAAAAGGCAAAAGUGGAACCUUUCUUAAAAAUGAUAUGUGAGCAAAACCUCAGUGCUUUUUAAAACAAUAUUGGAGAUCUGAUUGAGUAGAAUAUGUGAUAGAAAGGAAGAUAAGUAGGAGUAUAGAGUAAGUGGAAAAUGGGUUGAGUUUGCAAUAAGGGUUUAAAUAAUUUGCAUACCAUAGAGAAUAGAUAAGGAAAUGUUGGGGAAUACAAGGAAAUGUUACAUUUUAAACACCGCUUGCAUGUAUACUAGAGGUUACAAUUUUGCUGUUCUUGAUUACUGCUGUAUGAAUAGGAACCCUGCCUAUGGCUGAGAACUUGUGAAGAACUGAAAAUAGUUAACUGGCCAAAAAACUAGUUGUUUUUUUUCCAGUUAAUGGAUUUCACUUAGAUUAUAUUAAGCAAUUUUGAUUCAAAAUGAACUCAGUUGAUAGGGAGUAGAAGGCUAUUUCAGUUAGAUCUGAAAUGUUGUCCGAUGGUACAAUAAUACUCUGUUACAAAAGGAAAACACUGUAUUCCUUAUAUGAAGCAAGUUUAUUUAUAAUGAAAAAUCUGAAUGCUUUUCUCAGUUAUUCAAAUACAUACUUUUCGUAAAAAUAGGGGGGGGGGGUUGUAAUAUGCCGUGCCAUUUAUUUUGCAUUAACUGCUAUUCCUGUAUUGCUUUUGCCCUUUGUUAUUAAGUACACUAUUCAGAUUUAUAGUGACUAAUAAAAACUUUAUUACAAAAGAAAAUUACUUUUCUAUGGAAGCUUGUUCAGAUGGUAACAAUUCAACAAUAGGAAUUUGGCUUAUAUGUGUUGUCAUACAUGACUGUCCUAAUGCUCUGGAUCUAGACAAUUUAAUCCUCGCCCAAUUGUCAAUGUGACUUGCUUAGCUUAAUUACUAUUUUUUUAGCUUAACUAGUGACAAUUUGCUUCUUCUUUUUUUGUAUUUAUAAAUCUGUACAAGCAUACUAUUUUGGAUUAUUGAGCUAGCAUCAUAAGGAUUUGAUAUCAAUAAAUAUUACACAAAUUUCAGGAAAAAAUGUAUUUUCUUGCUAAUAAUUCUUAAUGAGACUACAAAGAAUAAAACAGCCUAUUAGAGGGUUGUUUCAUAUAAAAUGGUGAGGUUUACUUCUAAGUUGUAGUUUAAGAUCGUACUGCAGAUAGUCCUUGCUUAAUGACCACGUUGGGACCAACAACUCAAUUUUUAAGUGAAGCACUCAUUCAGCGAAACAUCAUUAUUUUAUUAUUUUAUUUCAGUUUUCUUUUGUUUCACAAAACUGCAAAAAUAGUAAAUGUGAAGAGAGCUUAUAACGUUAUUUUUAAAAUCAUCGUCAUAACUGCAAGUAACCACUGAGCGAUCAGUCUCUAAACAAAGACUACCUUUAUAUACUUCUUAAUUCUGUUGAAGAUAAUUUCUUCUGAUGUUUCCUUUAAUAAGUUAUAAUAACAAGUGGGAGUUCCAAUUUAAAAAUGCAUGCAAUUUUUGCCUUAUUCUUUAUGUUUAUGACCCUUGUGUUCUGACCCAGCUUUCGCAGAAGCAAAAAAGCAGGCUGCCCACAAAGAAAAACCCCUCUUUAUUGACACACCGGGAAUUAACUGCAUUUACCAACAGAAAGUCCAGGCAAGAGUCCUGCAAGAAAUUAACUGAAACAAUAGUCCUUAUGAGCUUGUUAUGAGAAAUGCAAGGAUAUAAACUCCCAGCUGAGAGAAAUAGACAAACUUCACUUCUGGCAAGGCUGCCUUUGUCGCACGAAACACACAAGGAGCAAACUUUCCAGAAAUGCCAACGGUUGUCUGUGACAACCAAAUCACUCCCUUUUCCUCCUAUUUAUUACCCAGUCAGGGAGGGGCCAGUCAGCGUCCACGUUUGUUUUGCUUUCCGAGUUGGUUCAUUGUUCGCCUCACCUAUCUGCUCUGUGCAUACGCGCAUCUAGAACAGGCCCCAGCUGUUUCUUCUCCUUGCUCAUCUCUGACUCCAAAGGCAGCUGCCUCUCUGGCUGGGAAAUGCCAGACAGCCCAAGCUCUAUCUCUGUGUCCAAUGCUGAGCAUCCACACGAGCCUUCCCCAGGCUCCAGAACUGACACAAAUUCUUCCCCAAUCUUCUCAUCGUCCAAGUCUGCAGAAGCUCCACUGGCUGCUGGUGGGCCACAACCCGUAGCAGCAGCCCCAUGUCAUUUGGAUUAGAGGUAGUGAACCAGUAGUGGCAUUUUUGCCUGGGUUGCAGAACCGGCAGCAACCCAGGCUUGCCACGCCCCCGAACCGGUUCCCUCACUGCCGCUGAUGUUUCCACCAUGUUGUUUUAUAGUGACCGCGAGCGUGCAGUUCACUGUAAAUUGUUCUGCGCAGGCGCAAAGAACAAUAUACAUUGAACUGUGCACACAUGCAAGCAAAGCGAGAGCAUGCACACAAAACAUGCACGAAACAAACCGGUAGUAAAACCGGCAGCAACCCACCCGAUUUGGAUGUUUGACAACUGACUCACAUAACAAC
Thamnophis sirtalis is the source of this 5548-nucleotide messenger RNA. NCBI's taxonomy places the organism in Eukaryota, Metazoa, Chordata, Lepidosauria, Squamata, Natricidae. The record is from RefSeq and is a predicted model, not a curated record.